AAGAAAUAUUAGAAAGGGACGAACGACGCUGGGAAAGAGCGAGAAGAAGCCAGAAGAGAAGAAGCCAGAAGAAAAGACCGAUGAAAAUAGGGAUAGUGAGGCGGGAGGAAGCGAAACACGAGCGUAAUCAAACUGUCAUGCCACUCCACAAGUCUUCCCACAAGGCACCUCGCCUGGACCCCACCAUGAUCUCAGCUCCGCUGGGGGACUUCCGCCACACCAUGCACAUCGGGAGGGGCGGAGAUGCUUUCGGUGACACCUCCUUCCUGGCUACUGUCGGCCCCAGCCCUGACCCUGGGUCUCCGGGUGCCACGGCAACAAACGACUCAAUGSCGCCCGUUGAUUCCGAGACGCCACUUAACCACACUGAUGAUGUCACGGAUGGCUUCGGAAGCCCACUGAACAGUGAGCUUCAGCAUUCCGAGUCGGUGUCGUCCUUCACACUCGAUAUGGAUUUCGACCUGGGCCCAUCCAUCAUGGGUGAUGUGCUGGGGGUGAUGGAUGGACUGGGGCUGGACUCAGACUGGACUAGGACUCGCGCUAAUGAGGAAGAUGUCUCCAGUCCAAGCAAAAGUCUUGUCAUUGAAGUGGAGAAUUUUAAAAUGGCGGCGGAGGAUCAGUCUGUCAGCAUAAGGAACGAGCUGAAUGAGAAGAAGCUUUUAGGGAUCGAGGGAGAUGAGGUGGGAGAUGGAAGGAUAAUAGAGGGGACUGGAGGGAUCAAGGCCAAAGGCCAGAGGCCGAAGGUGAGAUUCAGCGACAAACGAGAGGAGAUCAUUCGCCAAGCGUCGGAGGAGGAAGGUCAGGAGUUAGAUGUUGAGGAAGAGUAUGUGAGUCCCACUGAGGAAGAUCGAGAGAGAGGGAACAACGUCAUCAGCGUGCCAAUCGCGGGAAUAGAGGUACAGCCCAUCAAUCACAAGGCGGAUUCACCUUCCAGUCCCGCCUCCUCACAUAGCUCAGAGUAUGAGGGUGUCACCCCAUUGGACAGGAGGAGGGUUGACAACUGUCACUCAGAGACUGAUUCCGAGGAGGAGGAGGAGGAGGAGGAGGAGGAGGAAGGGGGAGACAAUGGACGGGGCUACACAUUUGAAGAUGAGUUUGAUGAUGAAAUCGGCCUAUAA
This is a messenger RNA of Salvelinus sp. IW2-2015, 1118 nucleotides long. RefSeq names its product CDC42 effector protein (Rho GTPase binding) 5 (gene cdc42ep5). Gene Ontology annotation, biological process: regulation of cell shape; positive regulation of pseudopodium assembly; positive regulation of actin filament polymerization. Gene Ontology annotation, cellular component: membrane; cytoplasm. Lineage: Eukaryota; Metazoa; Chordata; Actinopteri; Salmoniformes; Salmonidae. Gene Ontology annotation, molecular function: small GTPase binding. The record is from RefSeq and is a predicted model, not a curated record.